CCGCCAGUGCACCAAUAAUGGCUUUCCCGUGCUCCGUGCCCCCAAUAUAUACCCGCCCUCCCGCAUCGCACCGCUGCACCAAACUCACCCACCUUCGCCCAUUUCUGAAGCUCAAGCGCGAGCCUGCCACAAGGAGCAUCUCUCCCCAGCCAUAUAGCGAUACCAUGGCGGCAUCGGUGACCUGCGCCUUCUUCUUCGACGCCGAGCUGCUCGCCGAGCCCGGCAUGCCGGCGAUGGACGCGUGCGCGCUCUGCGCCAAGCCGCUGGCGCGCGACAGCGACGUCUUCAUGUACAGAGGGGACACGCCCUUCUGCAGCGAGGAGUGCCGGCACGAGCAGAUGCACCUCGACGCCGUGGGCGCCAGGCAGGCCGCCCGGCGGCUGCAGAGGUUCACGGCGGAGGCGGAGUGCCACCGUGGGCAGAGGCACUCCAGGAAGGUGUCCAUCGCGAGCUAGCCGGCCGGCCGCGGAAAGUAUUGUUUCGAUCCACAAGAUCUGAAUUCUGAAGAAAACAGCAGCUGUAUUUUGAAUGUCUCUGUCCCUCCGGCCGGUGCUCUUGCUGAACCAGAGGAGGCAUCAGAUGCACCUUGGCGCUGCCUACGGAAGGCCGGGCAGGGCGGCAUCAGGCGGCACGAAGCAUAUGUGCCUGUAGAUUUCCCUCACGUUUCCAUGGCAAGCUAAUUAAGCUGCCCGGAUGGGAUGAAAUUGUACUUGUUCUCGGUCGGUGUGUGCUGUGCAGAUGAAUUAUUUGAUUAGAAAUGAAAACAAAAAAGUAAACACCAUGGAUC
Molecule: messenger RNA, 787 nt
Organism: Triticum aestivum (bread wheat)
Lineage: Eukaryota; Viridiplantae; Streptophyta; Magnoliopsida; Poales; Poaceae
Product: protein MARD1
Exons: 1
Coding region: 18-455 (145 amino acids)
Source: RefSeq, a predicted model, not a curated record